This is a messenger RNA of Gavialis gangeticus (Gharial), 1851 nucleotides long. RefSeq names its product mirror-image polydactyly 1 (gene MIPOL1). Lineage: Eukaryota; Metazoa; Chordata; Crocodylia; Gavialidae. The coding region runs from base 300 to 1676 and encodes 458 amino acids. The transcript has 14 exons. The record is from RefSeq and is a predicted model, not a curated record.
UUUAAUUUUCAGAUGAGGAGGUUGAGGUUUUUUCCAAGAAAAAGAUCAAGAGGAAGAAGAUUGUUUUGUAUAUUCUUACAGCCAUUUGGAAACUUUAAGCAUUGGAAUAUUUUUGAAAUUCUAAUCCUCAUAUGUAGAGUCAAGAUUAUAUUAUCUAUCAUUUAAGCUAAUCCAAAAGUAAAUGAGGAACUUAGAAACUAAGAUUGCCAACUCCAAAUCAACACAGUUACACAAAAUUGAAAAAGAAGCAGCUUACAGCUUCAUUUGAAGACUUUUGUAAGGAACUUCAUGCUGUAGAUAUGAGCUCUGAAAUCUUGGAGCAAAACUCAGAGUUCGUGCCAGAUCAAACAAGUUCAGAAGUACAAAUGGAGGACUGGUCAAAAGAAAUUUAUAAACCGGAAGAAAAGAAAAAAAUUGGAACAAAAGUCUAUCAACAUUCUUCUAAAAGCCUUCAAGAAAAACAGGAACUGAUUACUCAAGCCAAUAUUGAAGCAGAUAAACUGCCAGAUUUGCCAACAACAAGCCUAUGGAAAAUGCAGACUACUAGUGUCCAAAAUGUUUGUGUAGAAGAUGUUGCCUCUCAUUUUACUAAUGAACUAAGAUCUGCAGAACAAGGUGGCAGAGCACUCUCUGACUUUGUGACCUCUUGGAAGGAUGCUGCCAACCAAGAUAAAGAAAUGAAUAUUUCAUUUCUUUUAAAAGAAUUGGACUUUGAGAGAACAAACAAUAGAAAGCUUCAAGAUAAGCUGGCUGAAAAGGACAAGGAGCUGAAGACAAUAAAGCUGGACUUAGAACUACAAGAGAGAGCUACAGAAGCUAAGAUUGCAGAAAAGACUGCAGCUCUGGUAGAAGAAGUUUAUUCUGCUCAACGGGAACGCGAUGAGGCUGUCAUGGCAAGGCUUAGGUUAGCCAAUGAAGAGAGAGAUGAAGCACUUCUCCGAGCACAGCAUUUGGAACAGUAUCUCAAAGAGCUAGAAAAUAUUAACCCUGAAGAAAAUGACAUGACAUUACAGGAAUUACUGAACAGAAUAAACAAUGCAGACACAGGGCUAGCUAUACAGAAGAAUGGAGCUAUAAUUGUGGAUCGAAUACACAGGACCAAGGAAUGUAAAAAGAAAAUAACAGCUGAAGAAAUGAAUGCACUGAUAGAAGAAAGGGAUGCUGCUUUGUCUGAAUGCAAACGGCUGGAGCAGGAGCUUCAUCAUCUGAAAGAGCAGAACCAGACUUCAGCAAACAACACGAGACAUCUGACUGCUGAAAACAAUCAAGAACGUGCUCUGAAGGCAAAGAUGGCAACUCUGCAGCAAGAGAGAGAGGCUGCUGUUCACCAGUGUCAAAAACUAGAAGAAGAAAUCCAGACUCUGCGAGUUUAUUACAGCUUACACAAAUCUUUAUCCCAAGAAGUAAGCCUGAAGGAUCAGUUUAACUGUACCCUUAGUACAUAUGAAGACGCACUGAAAAGCAGGGAGGAUAUUGUGUCCACUACUUAUCGCCAAAAUCAAGAGUUAGCAACCAAACUGCAGAAAGCCUUAACAGACCGAAAAGACAUGGAAUUGAAACUUCAGGGAGCUUUAGAAGCUUCAGAAGAGGCCAACAAAAAAAUUCAAAAGUUGGAAAGGCUGGUGGACGUCCUGAGGAAGAAGGUUGGAGCAGGGACCAUUAGGACCGUGAUCUGAUUGAAAGCUUCAGUCUAGGGAAGCAUUCACAUCUGGUGACCAGGCUGCUUCAUUCAGCACUGUGUAAACACUAAAGCCUUAACUUAGCAAACAGUUGUUAGAAGUGGGACACUCCAACGACAUUCCAAGCCGAGAUAAAAAUCAAAUCAUAAAUGUUUAACCACUUUGCUGCUGA